Messenger RNA from Calidris pugnax (ruff), 7007 nucleotides. It is a transcript of the gene CCDC186, whose product is annotated as coiled-coil domain containing 186. The transcript has 15 exons. Gene Ontology annotation, cellular component: trans-Golgi network. Gene Ontology annotation, biological process: vesicle cytoskeletal trafficking. Gene Ontology annotation, molecular function: small GTPase binding. Bases 472 to 3201 code for a protein of 909 amino acids. Lineage: Eukaryota; Metazoa; Chordata; Aves; Charadriiformes; Scolopacidae. The record is from RefSeq and is a predicted model, not a curated record.
UUCUGGCUGAAUGAGGAAGUCGCCCUGUGUUCUAAAAAUGAGUAGGUCAAGGCGUAUUACUGCUUUCAAAUAGCAUAUAGGAAAAUGAAGCUGUAAGGCUGUAGAUUAUUUUUUAAUUAUUAUUCAUGUCUGAGUUACUUUCAGAGGUGAUGACAUGGACUAUUUGUGGAUUUAAGUCAUAGAAUUACUAAUUCUAAAAAGCUCUGGGGAUUUUUUUAUUGGCUUGGCAUUUAUGUUCCACUGCUUCCUGUUUGCCAUCCUUGAUUUCUCAUCUUCUUUUAGAAAAAUUUGUAUUGGAGCAUUUACUUAAAAGUUAGGCAAUAAAUUGUGUAUAACACUUAUGUAUCUAAAUAUUUUUGCCCUUUGAUUUUUACUUUCCAGGGGCCUUUCUUUCCCUUCUCCCAAUCUCUUUUAAUUUUAAUUAUAAUAUGUUCUGUACUGUGAAUUCUACUUCUAGAUUUCCAAAGAAAAAUGAUGGAGGGAUAUUUACCAGAAAUGCAAAGCACGCUGGAACCAGUCAAUCCAUCAGAUGAUGCCUCUUCCAGGUCCCCAGGUAACGAGAAGUCUGAUAAAACAUCUGGAAUGAAGGACUGCUCGAGCAUCAGUUGUACUGGGGAUGAAGGGGAAUCCAAGUUGUUGCCCUCGGACCAGGAUUCAGCAGUUCAUGGCAUAAGCAGCAAUGGGGCCCUGGCAGAAAGACAGGAGCAGCAGCAUGGUGGAGCAGACUGCUGUGCCAAUAACUGCUCUGAAAGAAAGGUAGAAGGCUUCACAAAACCAGAACAUAUAUCCAGUGCAGAAUUUGAACGACAGGAUCCAAAAACUAAUCAGACGGAACAAUCAUUAAUGGAACUACUACAGGAGCUAAGGGAGGAGUCUGACUUUGUGAAAAAAUCCAGCGAUAAAAUCUACUCAGAAAGCCCUUAUGACACAGACUGCACAAAGAAGCUUAUUUCCACAAUACAUCAGACUUCCUCACAGGAGGAUUUGCUAAAGGAAAUAGAGUCUGAACUCUUAUCUACGGAUUUUUCAAAGGAACGAAAAUUCCCCAAUGGUGUGCGGAAGGGUGAGCAGGCCUUGGCCGCCUUUGAAAAAUGUGUGCAAGAUAAGUACCUGGAGCAAGAACAAACUAUAAAAAAACUGAUAAAAGAAAAUAAAAAGCAUCAAGAACUGAUUUUGGAAAUUUGCUCAGAAAAGGACAACUUAAAAGAUGAAUUGAAAAAACGAUCAGAAACAGAAAAGCAGCACCUCAACAUUAUUAAACAGCUGGAAGCAAGAAUGGAAGAGCUUAAUAAAGAAGUGAAAGCUAGUAAAGACAAACUUUUAACUCAAGAUGCGGCAGCCAAAAAUGCUAUUCAGCAGUUGCAUAAAGAGAUGGCCUUUCGAAUGGAACAGGCAAACAAGAAAUGUGAAGAAGCACGCCAUGAAAAGGAAACGAUGGUGAUGAAAUAUGUCCGAGGGGAGAAAGAGUCACUUGACCUCCGAAAGGAAAAGGAGAUACUUGAGAGAAGAGUGCGAGAUGCAAACAAAGAAAUUGAGAAGCAUACUAAUAAAAUCAAGCAGCUUUCUCAGGAAAAAGGGAGAUUGCACCAGCUCUAUGAAACUAAGGAUGGUGAAGCCACUCGACUCAACAAAGAAAUAGAGAAAUUGAAAGAAGAAAUCAAUUCUCAUGUUAUCAAAGUAAAAUGGGCUCAGAACAAACUGAAAACAGAAAUGGAUUCACACAAGGAAACCAAAGAACGCCUCAAAGAUGCAACGACAAAAUUAACUGAAGCAAAAGAAGAAGCAGACCAGAUAAGGAAAAACUGUCAAGAAAUGAUAAAAACCUAUCAAGAAUCAGAAGAAAUUAAAUCAAAUGAAUUGGAUGCAAAACUCCGAGUAACUAAAGGAGAACUAGAGAAACAAAUUCAGGAGAAGUCUGAUCACCUGGAGGUGCAUCAUGCAAAAAUAAAAGAACUGGAGGACUUGAAGAGGACAUUUAAAGAAGGCAUGGAUGAGCUUCGGACACUGAGAACAAAGGUAAAGUGUCUAGAGGAUGAACGUUUAAGAACAGAAGAUGAGUUAUCCAAGUAUAAAGAAAUCAUUAAUAGACAGAAAACUGAAAUUCAGAAUUUGCUGGACAGAGUCAAAACUGUAGAUCGUCUGCAGGAUCAACAUCAGAGAGAUGAACAAGAAAUCAGUGCUCUAAAGGAAGAAGUAGAUGGUUUCAAUUCUCUGAUUGCUGAUCUCCAGAAGGACAUUGAAGGUAGUCGGAAAAGAGAAUCUGAGCUAUUGAUAUUCACUGAAAAAUUAACCAGUAAGAAUGCACAGCUUCAGUCUGAAAACAAUUCCUUACAGAGCCAAUUGGAUAAGCUUUCUUACAGCGAAAGAGAGCUGCAGAACCAGCUGGAAUGUGUUCAACAGGCUAAAGAUGAUCUGGCCACCAAGUUGCAGAAGGAGGAGGAUCAGAGGAAGCUAGAGGUUGAGGCGCUACAGGCUCAGCUCGCUUCAGAGCAGAAGGAGCUGACGGCGCUGAAGACCCACGUGGAUGAACUGAAAGAUGAACUGGCCACCCAGAAGCGCAAGCAUGCAGCAAACCUGAAAGACCUCACAAAACAACUUCAGCUAGCACGCAGGAAAUUGGAUCAGAUGGAAAAUGGUAAUUAUGACAAAGAAGUCAGCAGCAUGGGGAGCCGUUCCAGUUCAUCAGGGUCCCUUAAUGCGCGCAGCAGCAAUGAGGAUCGGUCACCUGAGAACACUGGAUCUUCAGUAGCUGUGGACAGCUUUCCAGAGGUGGACAAGUCUGUCUUGGUCGAGAGAAUACUAAGGCUACAGAAGGCACAUGCUCGAAAAAAUGAGAAGAUGGAGUUUAUGGAGGAUCACAUUAAACAACUGGUGGAGGAAAUCAGGAAAAAAACCAAGAUUAUUCAGAGUUACAUUUUGCGGGAAGAAGCUGGAACACUAUCCUCAGAGGCCUCUGACUUCAACAAAGUUCACUUGAGUAGACGGGGUGGGAUUAUGGCAUCUCUCUAUACAUCUCAUCCCGCAGAUAGCGGUCUCACCUUGGAACUCUCCUUAGAGAUAAACAGGAAGCUGCAGGCUGUGUUAGAAGAUACAUUACUGAAAAAUAUUACAUUGAAAGAAAACCUUCAAACUCUAGGAACAGAAAUAGAACGGCUUAUUAAGCACAAGCAUGAACUGGAACAGAAAAUAAAGCAGACAUAACUAAAACUUUUAUGGAAUUACCAACGUGAAGAUGCAGAAAAGGCAGGUGCUACAGACCACUCUUCUUUUUUUUUCAACAUUUUCCCUGCCAUUUGAUUGCCUGCCAGCACAAGGGUCUCUGUAGGGGCGUAUCCAGCCUUUCCCCGUACGGGCUGACUCGUGUGAGGGAUCACCAGGGUUUGGCAUCAUCAUGGUUCUGUCUGCCCAGCACCAGCCCGAGGUGUUGCUGAAUUUUACCACACACUGCAUUUAGGCAAAACUUCUAUUUGAAAUGACGUACAGCUGCUUUGCAGUCCAUACUAUGUUUUGAGUGAGUUGCAGUGAGAUUUUAAUUUCUGCACUGUGUGAUUAAUCAGUCUCUUAAUGAUGGAGCUUGAAAAAAAUAAAACUAAUGAUGUCUUAGUUGCUGUUGAACAUAUCCAGUGUUACUGAGCUUUAAGGGCUUUCAGACAUGAUUUCCUUCCUUGUAUAUUAUUUCUGAGAUUUAGGUUGAUUAAGCAUUUUUGACAUACGCGUGUAAAAAUGCUUUGUCACAAAAUUCUGGGUUUUAAUUGGUAGCCAUGAUAUUGCAUAUUUUUGGUUUUAGAUUAACACUCAACUGUCACUUCCUUUAUUCAAGAAGUGAAACAACAGUAAAACUAAGGGAUUAAGAAACUUUCUGAUUUUUAUUGGGUAUGUGGAAUUGAAACAAAUGUCAGUUCAACAAAUCCUGUAAACCCUUGAUCUUUAGAUGUAUGGAUCUAAAGAAGUCUGAUAUCAGAUGAUUGGUUAAUAAAGUUCUCUGGCCUUCUGCAUAACUAACAGCAUUUUAAAAGUAGGAGUUUUAACUGCCCAUUGUUGUGUAUGUGGUUGCAUCAAAGGCAGAUGGAAACUAACCAGAUUUCUCAUUACCUGUGGCUAGACCAGUGAAAGUAAUGGUAAGAAACGGGAAAUGGGAUUUUAAUCUGUUGGUUGGACUGUGAAAGUGGCACAGAAAUCUGUGUGACCCCUUUAUUUUAUGGUUGUGAAGAAUUAGUUGGUAAAAAUGGCAUGAACUGAGAACUGUUUCAUAGUCCUUCAGUGGCUGAGAGGGUGAUAGAGUAUCAAGGAGCUGAUAGUCUGGUUUCUCUCUAUUCCAGCAGUAAAUGCAUAGAUUUCUGUAUUUAUUGCCUGUUGACCAAAACGAAUUGACCAGAUCAGUGUAAAUAAAUACUUUGGGGUUUUAUUAAAUACUUGAAUUUCCUAUUAUGAUGAAAAAAGAUUCACUGUACAUUUACAAUAGCAAUGCUUUAGCUAUUUUAAUUAGAAAGGAUACCUGGGGGGAAAAGGGGGAAUUUAUCUUACUGCAGGCACUGUUUGCAUCACACCCAAAAGAAGGGGUCUGAAUCCUGCAGCAUGCAGGAGGGCAAUUUAUCGAAGCAGCGAGGUGACUUAGGGGUUUGCACUCCGUUUUUCAGGUGCCACUGAGUCACUUGAGCUCUGUAAUAAACCAAAUUGAGCAAAAGGGCCUGAUUUGGUUUGAGUAGUUGAUUCAAGACAGUGACGCUUCCUUUUUACUUUAAAGAUUAGGUAUCUCUGAAAGCCCUUGUGGUUUCAAGACCUGGUUUUUGGUCCAGAGAGCUUCAAGAGUCUUGAAUGGCAGGUCCCUUCAGUGUCAAAGGUUUAAGUAUUUCUUUAGCAAGGGAAGGUGGAAACAAAUUAUUUAAAACCUGACCGAGCAUUGUAGAAACUGUGAGCCUUUAAUCUGGGUGGGUUUUUAUACAUAUAUUUUUCUAAUUCUUGAGAGCAAUGGUUAUCUGAAGUGUUAGGCAAUUAGGACCAGUCCAGCCAUGGGACUGCCUCUGCUUUACUGUUGUUUAAGUGACGUGAAGAGGAAAAUACCUGGCUCUGCUGAAACAGAUUUGUCACCAGCUUCCAGGAAGCGAGCAGGCAGCUGUUCAUGACUGAACUAGACCUUCUGCUGAAAGAAUUUAGAACAAUUUGCAUGUCAAAACAUAGCUUAGCUCUUGUAUGUUUGUGUUUUCACGCUUUAACAUACCAGAUCUCUGGAUAUUUUCAGGCAUUCAGCUGAAUGACUCCAGUAUUUUAGAUACCCUGUUAAUAUUGUAAUCAUUUAAUGUACGUUCUCCAGGUGUACAGUGUGAAUGAAGGAGAGGUGUGGUGCAGAUGGAAUAAGUGCAAUGACAUUGUGGAAAUUCUUAUUUCUUUUUGGCAUGGUUGUUUCUCCUUUUUAAGUUAUUUGAGAAACCUAGUUAGUGUCCUCCUGCCCUGCUGGAAAUGCUGCUUCCUUUCUGUAGCACUAGUACCUUCUCAAACUUUUUUUUUUUUCUUGGUUAUGGAGACACACAAAGCAGCUACAAUAUCACAUUGUUUAUUGUCCACAGUAUUUUCAUGGACCAAAGUCAUCUGCUACAGGCGUUAUUUUAAACAUACCUGUUAGAGGUGGAAAUUUCUAGCUCGCACGUUGGCAAAUAACUCUAUCCAGUCACCCCAGAACGUGACAUGACAGGGUCAGCCAGCAACUUUGCUUAAUGAUGUUGGUUGUUACUGAGAGGCGGUGGUGUAUUGGCCAUAAAAAUGUUGCUGGCAAGGCACCUGCCUGUUGUUUCCCUGGGGUGGGUGGUUGGGAGUGUAAUAUUGGUGCACAGAACGAGAACACUUCUGUGAAAAGGUGUGUUUCCAUGGGGUGGCUCACAGGGUGGGUGCAAGGCUUGCAUAGCCAUCACAUUUCAGUUACCUGUGUUUCAAACUCUUUACACUAUGAACCUGAGACUGAAAACUGUCCUCACAUAAACUGAAUUUUAGAGAUAAACUGAUAAACGAAUUUUGAAGGCAGCCUGGAGCAGUUAGCUACGUACCUGUCAUUGAAAUUCAAUGUCCAUUAGAGAUGUAAUUGCCACAGGCUGCUUUUGAAAAUUCCAAGCUUGUAGCUAAUUGUGUCCUACAGGCUUAAACAUCUGUUUCUUAAAUACUCAGGGUGCUCUUUUAAUUCAAACAUCGCACAUGCAGAUGUUGUUAGAGGCCCUACAGGAAGGCUGCCUAUGCUUUUCCACCCUCUGUAAAAUCCAGCACUGUCGUUCUCUAAAGGCAGACACUCUGAACUGAAGAACACCAUUUCAUGCUGUAGAAAUCUCUGGCUUUCUGCCACAUAGACUUGUGCAAUAUUUUUAAUUUUAGUCUCUGGAAAACAGUGGAGAUUGAUUUGUUCCUCAGAUAAUGUUUUCAUCAUCUUCACUUGUUGCUGGCAACACCUGCAGCAUCUCCAGCGACUGAAACUGAAGUUACUCUCUUGAAAUAUUUUCCAUUACAAUAUUUUGGUUCAUAACUAAAAAAAAAAUAAUUUGAAAAAAAAAAAAUCAGAUCUCUGGCUUCCACUGAAUCGAGUGUACAGCUGAGUGCCCGCAUGCUGCAGAGACCCCAGUCUAGGAAGGGGUUCAGGGAGCAAGUCCUGUCCGAGUGGGUUUCACCCUUCCUGCUGUGCCUGGAAAAUGGAAAUAUCAGCAGUAGGUGGCACCAGAAAUCAGAUUUACCGUGUCUCCACAGUGACCUGAGACCUGUGGAAGGGCAGGCAGCUGCCUUGCAGAGGGAGCUGGGUGGUGUUUAGAGCUUUUCCGAGAUGGAUGGGGGCUUCCUUCCCGUUUUUUUGUGUUCUAACUAGAACUAUGUUGAAUCUUCCAAUAUAUGUAUGUACCUUGUCUGAAUAUAAGCAGAACGUCUAUUGAUUUAAUUUUGUAGAUAACCUGUUUCUGUAUAAAGUUUUUGAAAGAUACCGCUAUACAUUAUGUAUAUAUUGUACUUUGAAAUAAUAAACAUACAAAUGUGUGAAA